AAUUCUUUCCUCUCUGCUUCGGUUUAUUGACCAUAAAGACUUAUUCCCCACUUUUCUAUGCUCUCUUGCUUUGCUUCUUCAACUAAUGAAUGCAUUCACCUCUCCUGCUUUCCCAGUAAUCAUCUAACAUUCUCAUCUCUCUCUCCGUGUAGUCUGCUACUCCAAUUCCAAAAGCAUUACAUCUCCCUAGUAAUAAAAGGAAGAGUUCCCCUUGGCUCUCUGCAAUCUGGAAUGCCCUGUGAAGAAGGAGCAGAAGAGGUUCAAUGGGUCAAAUUCUCUCCUUCAUUCGGAACCGUUUAUUGGGCCCAAUUCUCUCCAUCAAAAAAUGUUGGUUUCGUCCAGAAGAGGAAAGAGACGACUCAGAUGAGCACUGCAGCCUUUUCAUUUCUACACCAGAGUUGUUUGAUCCUUUAAAUGACACACUAAACUCUACCUUUAAAUGUCAUAAAAAUGUGACUAGUACAUGCAUUGAUAUUGUGGAAGAUCCGAACAGGCAGGGUUCUGCUUCUGCAUAUGUCUUGGGUGCGGACAGUUGGGAAGAAACAGAAAAUGGAGUCCCAGAAAGAUGGGUUAGGCAUUAUUGCAGUUCUCACAUGAUGUUGUUGGUGGGUGAAGGGGAUUUCUCAUUCUCUGCUUGUCUGGCUAUAGCGUUUGGUUCCGCAAGAAACAUGGUGGCUACUUCUCUUGACUCUAGAGGAUUUUUGUUCAGAAACUAUAAGAAGGCAAUGUCCAAUAUCCAUGAAUUGAGAAUCAGAGGAUGCACAGUUCUGCAUGGUGUGGAUGCAACUGAAAUGGCAAACCAUUAUGCCCUUAGGUGUAUUAAAUUUGAUAGGGUCAUUUACAACUUUCCACAUGCUGGAUUUUGCACUGACGAACCUGGUGAAUCUCAGAAACGCCGCCAUCAGUUACUGAUAAGGUUGUUCUUUGAGAAUGCAAAGGAGAUGAUAGAUGAACAUGGCCAAAUCCAUGUGACACACAAAUCCAAUGGUUUCUUUCUUGGUUGGAAUUUACGAGGUCUAGCCUCCGCUGCUGGUCUCAGGCCUAUACAAGAGGUGCCAUUCAAUUUCACUGACUAUCCAGGCUAUCGCACCAAAUAUGGCUUUGGUGGUGACAGGAAUUUCAACAGCCAUCCUAGCAAAACUUACAUAUUUGGCCUAUUACCAGCUGCAUCACCAUGAAAGCCGUGGCAUAUAUAUAUUUAUAGAGGAAAAGAAGAGAUUGGGUCAUCUUCUUUUUUGGUUUUUGAUGAAUUGGAUAUAAGCUACAAUUACACAAAGUUGAUACUGAUAGGCUUCUUUGGGACCCUGGCUGCCUUCACUUCCAAGGCCAAGACUUACAUCUGGACCUUGAAAUAUUUCUGAAGAUAGGAUUUAAAGGAUAUUGGGCGGAGUUCAUGCUUUGUUGUUUUACAUUGAAGACGCCUACAUUUGCUGCCUGUAAAGGAUUUAAUGUUAGAAUUGUGGUAAAAGUAACAUGUAAAAAGUUGGAAUUUCUUCUAUAAAUUUGGUAUGAGGAUUGGUUUAUA
Theobroma umbraticum is the source of this 1525-nucleotide messenger RNA. RefSeq lists its product as uncharacterized. The record is from RefSeq and is a predicted model, not a curated record. Lineage: Eukaryota; Viridiplantae; Streptophyta; Magnoliopsida; Malvales; Malvaceae. Gene Ontology annotation, molecular function: rRNA (uridine-N3-)-methyltransferase activity. Gene Ontology annotation, cellular component: cytoplasm. Gene Ontology annotation, biological process: rRNA base methylation.